Cuscuta epithymum is the source of this 2981-nucleotide messenger RNA. Lineage: Eukaryota; Viridiplantae; Streptophyta; Magnoliopsida; Solanales; Convolvulaceae. The record is from the annotation of a GenBank genome assembly.
GUCCAACGAAAAACAUCCUGAUUGAUUAGUAGUAGCAUAAAUGACUAUUUGAAGAUAUACAAUUACCAACAAAGGGGAGGCUGGAAGCAUGACUAAAGUACUGAAUAAACGGGGUAAGUUUAAGAACACUUCUGAUAGCCAGACAGGUAGCCAAGGUAUUGGAGACAGAAAAUUUAAUCCAGAAAUCUUUCCCAAAAAAAUAAAUUAAUCAAUCCAAGAAAUUGGGAUUAUCCGGGACCAUUCAUAAAAUAUUAAAAUAUUAAAAUAGAAAUUAAAAGGCAAACGUUUUCUCAAUCUCCUUUUUUAAUUAUUUAAUUAACCAUUUUUCUUAUACCUACCGGCUACGGUGGCCUUUGUUUCAUCGGAUAUAUUCCUUGAAAGAAAAAAGUUGGCUUUUAUGAGCUUCGUUGGAAUCGAUCUUUUUGCGGUUCAGUGCGAAAUCCGAAUAGUCUCUGGGGCGUUGCUCGGUUUUCAGGUGUUGAAUUUGGGGAUGAAGAACAUACGCUGACUUGUCUGCUUCUGAAUUUGAUGUUUCGAAGCUCUACUGGAUCUGAUAUACUCUGUCCGGAGAGUUGGUGACUCUCUAAUGCUUGGAUUUAUUUGAAACAGUGGAUUUGACCUAAUGAUUUUGCUGUUAAUGUUGUGAGACUGGUUGAAUCUAGAGCUAAGAUGAAGAGAGGGAAAGACGAUGAUAAAAUAUCGGGGCCAAUGUUUCCUAGGCUUAAUGUGAAUAAUCCUGACAAGGGAGGACCAAGAGCUCCUCCAAGGAACAAGAUGGCCCUGUACGAGCAGCUUAGCAUCCCCUCUCAGCGGUUCAAUAAGGGAGUUUCGUCCCCAGGCCCUAAAAACGCUUCCAACACGACCCUACCACCCUCAGUCAGCCAGUAUUCUGGACAUGAAAGAAAUAUGUUUCCUCCAUGGCAUUUGCCACCAUCCACACAUUCAGCUGAGAAAUUACAUGUGCACAGUGCUGAUUCAAAGACUCAUCCAGCACAGUCUGAGUCCCGAAAGAAAACGGAUGAAGAUGAUUUUAGAGUUCCCGUCUUCUUUAAUUCUAAUGCCAGUCAAGGUAUUAGGAAAUUUCAUAAUAAGUCAGAGGGGGGAAUGGUUUCCACCUCAAGUCCAACGUUUCGUAUGCAUCCCGAUAAAGAGGCGAAGUUCACAAGUGGAGAAAAUUUGAGAGAACAGAAGACCUCAAAACAGCAGCUACCUGAGAGAGGAGAAAAAGUUGUUAAUAUUUCCUUGAAUUCACCAUCCAGCAAUAAGAAGAAACACUGUUUUAAACAUUAUGAACCGAGUGAUGGUCCUGCCAAUACUUUUUUCCCGUCACGCAAGAGUGGAAUAAAUCUAAUUCCCAAAAAAGUAGGUGAUUGUAAAGUUGUUACUACCAAUGAUGGUGCUAAUAUAAAUGGGCCUAUUCAGGAUGCGGAAGAUGAGUCUCCGGAAUACCGAACUGGUGGAUUGCUACAAACCGGAAUUGUUGAUAGAGGCAACAGCACUUCCUGUAUGUCCGCAAUAGAGAUAUCUCCUGAUGAUGUUGUUGGGAUGAUUGGUCAAAGUCACUUUUGGAAUGCCAGAAAAAGUAUUAUGAAUCAGCAAAGAGUGUUUGCAGCUCAAGUGUUCGAGUUGCAUAGAUUAAUAAAGGUUCAGAAGCUCUUAGCUGGGUCUCCCAAUCAUGUGCUUGAUGAUGCUUCAGCUUUUUUAGGCAAACCUUUAAACAGUUCUUCCCUGGAAAGGUUGCCAUCCAAGUGUAUUACAAAAGCAACUCAAAAUGUUUCAAACCACAUAAGCAAUUCUGAAUUGCUCCAUCUAAGAAAGGAAUGCUCCACAGAAGAUACUAUGGGUAGAUCGUCAUCUUCUUCUGUGCAAAAUGUUACUCAAACUCCAAUUGAUAAUCCCAUCCCAGGAAGAACACCAUUGGCGGUGGCAAGCAAUGAUCCUAUCGUGGGGCCGUUAUUUUACCGUCACCCCUCGGGGGACCAAUGGUUGAUUCCAGUGAUGACUCCAUCUGAAGGUCUUGUAUACAAACCAUAUCCUGGACCUGGAUUGACAACUGCUGACUGUGGCCCACCAGGGUCCACCCCAGCAAUGGGAAACUUUUUGGCUCCUGCAUAUGGAGUACCAGCUUCUCAAUAUCACUCUCAAGGAAUGAGUGUACCUUUUGCAUCUCCAGCAGGUCAUGGCUAUUUUCCUCCAUAUGCUGUACCAUUAGCUAAUCCCGAUGUCUCGACUUCAGGUGUUGAACAGAUGAACCCAUUUCCUGCGAUGGGCUCUUCAGUUCAUGUAUCAGGUGCAGCGGGCAACUUUAAACCCCAAAGCUCAUGCAACACGCCAAGUCAAAAAGGUGGGGCCGUUUCAGAUAAUGAGCUACGAGCGAGCUGUGCUAGUAGUGCCAGUGAAAGAGCACAGGGAGUGACAGUUAGUGGUCCCACACAAGGAAAUAUCAGUCUUCCUCCAUUUUCCACAUCCCCAGCUGUCAACAUGGACGCAAGUCAACCUCCUAAUACUGCUCAUCCUCCAAGGGUAAUAAGAGUUGUGCCUCACAAUGCUAGAUCUGCAUCUGAAUCUGCUGCUAGGAUCUUUCAAUCUAUACAAAAAGAGAGGAAGCAAUAUGACUCUAGGUAGCUGUUGCAGAUUGGUCAGUUGUGGUCUUGUUCUCUUUGGCUGCAAUGUAUAAUGUAUUAACUAAAUGCUGUGUAGCAGGCAGUUAUUGUAUGCAGAAAAUCAUGAUUUCAUCUACCUUAGGUUUAACGUAAUAUAUCAGCUAGACCUCUCGUUGAGCUAUUAAAAAUAUGUGGCUUGCUCCUUUUGGUUUCACUGAUAUAAUUUGUAAAACAUAAAUGUCAGACAUGCUAAAGGUAAAUGCCCAAAGUUAUAUGGACAAGGGUCCUCAACUCCUAUGGUUCGGGACUUUGGGUAGCGAACACUUUGAGGCGGAUUACCAAGUUUUUUUUAUUGUAGGCGGAUUACCAAGUUAGAAA